UGAUGAUUGAUCAUAAAAUAAUUUGUUUGUUUAAAUUAGUCUGUUAUUUUUAAACUACAAGGUACACUAAAGUUUGACCAUGAGUUUGAAAGGUAUUUCUGAAGACUUAAAAAAACCAACUGACAGUAUUAGUCCAGAAACAUUACAGGAGAUAGUCACUGCAUUCAAAAGGGAAAAUGAUAUUGACGAAGAGUUGAUGAACAAUAUUUUACUUGCAAUAUGGAAUCAUCUUACCAAAGGAUUUACUAACUUUGAUAACCAGCUACUUUGCUCUACAUCAUUCUUCUCAGUGUUGAGCAAAUCAAAAACAAAUGAAAUAUACAUAAAACAGAUGAAGGAUAUAAUAAGUGAUCAAAUUCAAAACGAAGAAAAAGAAAAGCUUCAAGCUAUCUCAUUGAUUUAUGGCAUAUUUCAAUCUUCAUAUUUUAUGAACAAACUCUUGUUAGAACAGAACAUUGAACAAUUAAGUACACUUUUGCAGUCAGCUUUUCAUCUACUUGUAAAUAAUGCAUAUGAAUACUCUCAGUACACAUUUAUAACAUUCAAAAUAAUGACAGCCUUUAAAAAGGUAAUAGGGACGGGUGUAGAAAGUGUUAUAUUCAACAAAGACAACCAAGUGAAGUUACUGAGAAUGGUCAAUAAUAACUGGGAAAAUCCUAUAACAGGUGUAAGAAACUUGAACAGGAGAAUAUUUAAAAAUAUACUAUUUUUUCUCGACAAGCAAACGUAUGAGGAACUUCUGAGUGACAUUAACAAUAUUUACUGGAACAAAGCAAAGUAUUUAAUGCUUGCUGAAAUUGUUGAACAUUAUGAUGGCGAUGUUAAAACUUUGGUGGAGAAUAAUGAUUGGGUGAAAGGAGUCACAGAGAGCUUAUACAAACCAGGUUUAGUUUCAGCUGGGUCUGAUAUGUAUUUUGCGAUUCUAAAGAAGAUAAAAAAUGAAGAUGAUUGGAUUAAGUUAUUUUUAAAUGACAUAACUAAAAUACUGUGUGGCGAAAAUAUGAAAGCCAUUGAAAACUUUAGUAACUACUGGUGUUUGGCAACACUGAAAAAAUUUACAAUACUGUCAACAACAUUGAUUCGUGAAAUAGAAGAUACUGAAAUUUCAGACACAAUACUUUACAGUUCCUUAUGUGUAUUAAAACAUGGAGUUAAGCUUGGUGUAAUUUCUAAGGGAGAUAUUGUAUUGGAGAGCUUAAAACAUUGUAAACCUUGCAUCAGAAUAGUUGCAUUUGAAAUAUUGUGUGUCAUAGAUAAAUCUUUGCCCAGUAAAAUACAAUAUGAAAAUGUUUUAAAUUUUUUAUGGGAAAAUGUAAAUUCUGAUUGUACUGUGCUUAGAGUAUGCAUGUUGAAUAAUUUGGGAACUUUCCUAUCUAAACUACAUGUUUUGUUUCUACAUUACAACAACAAUAGCAACGAAAACAGCAUAAUACUCUUGCAGUCAUUCUGUAAAGAUCUUCAAAGGUUUAUUGUCAAAUCUUUCAACUAUGAUGGAAACUACCAGAGAAAAAUCACAACCGUCCAACUUACACAGAUAAUUUUAAAGAACUUAAAAAGUGUUCAUCAGAAAAACAAAGAUAUCAAGAAAUCUAAAAUGUCACUGAUGGAAUUCUUGCAAAAACAUGGUGUAUGGUUUUUGCAUGAAAGAGACUUUCUUAUGAAACUUAUUAAUUUGUUGAAGGAUUCAGCAAGUGACAUACAUGAAAAUGUUGCCCAAAUACUUAUACAAUACUACAUUGAUGAUAUUUCAGACACAACUACACUAAAUGAGUUAAUAGAUGAUGCGAUUUCUUGCAUCAAUAGCAAAUUCUUUUACGAAAUUAGUUGUGGCCAGAUAAUAUUUAAAUUGAUUGCAAAUAUAUUGAUGAAUAGAGAACUAGAAACAAAAUUUAAAAAUAUAGAAGAUAUUCUUAAUUUUGCAUUGCGAGUGUUGUUAGAAGAAUACAGUAGUCAAAAUAUUAUAGCGUCUAUAGAAAAUGGGAAACAACUGCAUUCAUACAUUAAUAUAAUUCAUGUUAUUUUACACACUUGCAGGCAGAGAUCCUAUAAGUUAAAUGUACCAAAUGAGACUAUGUAUACUUUGGUUGAUAUUUUACAAUAUGUGUCAAAUCAAUUUGCCUGGGAAAAAGAGUCUAAGAGCUCUGAUUUUUCAAGAAUGAAUGACAUGGUGCAAAGUCUGAUUACAACUUCUGGUUACGAUUAUAAGAGCGACGAUGAAACAAAGAUUUCAGAUCAGUAUCAACUUGUUCUUAAUUGUUUAUGGUUGAAUGUCAAGGCAUCCUGCGAUUUAUCAUCACUCCUAAUUCAAUAUUUUGAUGAUGUGACUGCAUGCGAGAAAUGUCUGUAUACAAUAACAAAUGUGCUAGAAACUUCUAGACAUAAAGGAGCGAUAGAGGCCGCUGGUGUCGCCAUUGGCAAUGCAAUACGCUAUUUGACCAGUUUACCUAAAGAUAGUAAGCUAUCAGCAUUACCUAUGUCUUUACUGAAGAAGAAGUUGAAAGAAUUAAUUUCUGAAACUAGCAACACCAUAUCGAUAACAAGACGUGGUGCCGGACUCUCUAUCAUGGUUCACAGGAUUGUUUCUAAUGACAACUCUAAAGGAAAACCACUUUUCCAUUACUUCAUGAAUAUACUGCUUUCAACUUGCAAAAGUAAUCUAGCAAACGACAAACAGAAUGUUAACAAGGAAGACUUGCCAAAGGCAGUGUAUAUACAUUUUCUGACAAAAAUAGUCAUGGACAGUAGUUUGGUGUCUGAUACAAUGUAUUAUGCUACUGAGUUAGGAGAAAUAGCUUUCCAAAACCUUACCGAUGAGCAUUGGCAAAUAAGGAAUGCGGCAUUGCAGCUUUAUGGUGCUUUGAUUCCAAAAUUAAUUGGUCAGAAAAAAUCAUGUGGGGCUGAGGAGGAAAGUGUAAUAACUGUUGCCUGCGAUGAAUUCAGGACCCACUUCCCUACUCUGUGGAAGUACAUCCUCCAAAGAGUUGAAACUCAAGACAAAACUGAUAUACUACAAUCACAUUCUAAUCUAGUUCCAAUUUUAAAUAUUUUAUCAAAUAUGGGCAGAAGAUAUGCAUUUUCAUGUGACAAAAACCAAAACGACCUUAAAGUUUUGGCUGUUAAUCUCGUAAAAUUGUUGGAUAGUCCCAUUUAUAUUGUAAGAAGACUUACUUCAAGGGCCAUUGUAAAUAUAUCAACACCAGAAAUUUUGGAGCAAAUCAAAGAAAUACAGUAUUUGUCAGAGAAUUUCAGACAUGGAUUGCUGUUGUUAGUGACAGAAUUUGAGAAAUAUGACUACCACAUUGAAAAACAAUAUGAGUUGAAGCAAAAAUUGAAACCUAAUUCCUUUUUAUGUAAACUAUAUUAUGAUGAAUUGUUUAAUAAGUACACUUUUGAUAAUGUGGACACAGUAAAAAAUAUUUUAAAUGACAUGCCUAGUAAAAGAUAUGCUCCAGGAUAUUUUUUUUGGUUGAACAAAACAACUGAAAAGUACAUUGAGAAUACAUCAUGGAAUUAUAUUCCAGAAUUAUUUAAAACCCUUGAAAAUUAUAAUGAAUUUGCAAACUGCUGUCAAAUACUGCUUAAAAGGUUGAAAAAUGGUUUCAGCAUACCUAAAGAGAUUAUAUUGGAACUAACAAAUAAUUUAUUAAAUAGUACAAAACAACAUAAUGUUUCAUCAGUCUGGGAGUUUUUAUAUCACUUGUCAUCUAAAUUCGAUUUACACAGAAACAUAGAUAUCAACAUUUUAAUGACACAUUUGCAAAGCCAUAAUUUAUACAGUAUAAGACACAUUGUCCCUUUGGCUACAAGGAUUUGUGUGAAAAAUAAUGAUAUGAUUAAUCUACAUCAAAUAAUGAAUGUUAUCAACAGUUUAAGUAACCCAGAAACCUCAGAUGUAGACAUGAGAUGCAUAUCAGCAAUAGCUAACAAUGAAAUUGCUUAUGAUUUUAAUAAUUUAUUAGAUGAUAUCAAAAUUGUGAGUCUAAAAACGGCAAUAUCAUUACUACAAGAUGAGGAUGAUGAUAUUAGGCAUCUAAGUUCACACUUUUACAGUAAUAUUGUCAAUGAUAAGAAGGUACUGAACCCAUUUAUAUGCAUGAACAAAAUUAUGGGUGCAGAGUUCCUACAAGCUACUUUCAAAGACCCAACAACCAGCAUAUUAAAAGUAUGCCAGGAUUUGUCAUGCUUAAUCCAACCUUGUUCAAACGACUCAAACAAAUUUAAUCCAUUUGCAAGUGAUUCUAAGAACAUCUACAUGGAAAAUAAUGUAUUAAAAGAGUUAAUGGAAAAUCUUACUUGUAAAAAUUAAAGGUUCUUUGUAAUUUUUCA
Aricia agestis (brown argus) is the source of this 4326-nucleotide messenger RNA. RefSeq lists its product as uncharacterized. The record is from RefSeq and is a predicted model, not a curated record. The coding region runs from base 80 to 4306 and encodes 1408 amino acids. Gene Ontology annotation, biological process: tRNA methylation. Lineage: Eukaryota; Metazoa; Arthropoda; Insecta; Lepidoptera; Lycaenidae. Gene Ontology annotation, cellular component: cytosol. The transcript has 8 exons.